This is a messenger RNA of Paramecium tetraurelia, 347 nucleotides long. RefSeq lists its product as uncharacterized. The transcript has 4 exons. NCBI's taxonomy places the organism in Eukaryota, Ciliophora, Oligohymenophorea, Peniculida, Parameciidae. Gene Ontology annotation, biological process: ribosome biogenesis. Gene Ontology annotation, cellular component: ribonucleoprotein complex. The record is from RefSeq and is a predicted model, not a curated record.
AAAUUUGGUCUUUAAUCAUGUCACUACAUUGGUCGAACUACUAAAAAAGCAAAACUAGUGAUCCAAUUGAAUUAGUAGUCUGGUUACCCUAAUUAUGCAGAAGACAAGAAGUUCCCUUCUGUUUCAUUAAAAACAAGGCCAGAUUGGGAGCAUUGGUUCAUCAGAAAACAGCUACUUGUGUUGCUUUGACUGAUGUCAGAAAAGAGGAUCAAGCAGAAUUCGAUAAUUUAGCUCGUGACUUGAGAUAACAUUACAAUGAAAACCAUGAACUUUUGAGAACAAUUGGAGGAGGACAAGUCGGAAUAAAAUCAAAACAUCAAUACGGAGGCUAUUAAGAAAGCUUUUGA